Vigna radiata var. radiata (mung bean) is the source of this 1492-nucleotide messenger RNA. RefSeq lists its product as uncharacterized. The transcript has 3 exons. Gene Ontology annotation, cellular component: nucleus. Gene Ontology annotation, molecular function: polyubiquitin modification-dependent protein binding. The record is from RefSeq and is a predicted model, not a curated record. The coding region runs from base 148 to 1083 and encodes 311 amino acids. NCBI's taxonomy places the organism in Eukaryota, Viridiplantae, Streptophyta, Magnoliopsida, Fabales, Fabaceae.
UGAAUAUUGAGCAUAGAAAAGAAGCACCGGAAAGUGUCUUCGUAUCGCGGUAUCAAGAUUCUCUACUGGUAAAGUAAAACGGACUCAAGAACGCUUUAUUGUGAACAAAGAUCCGUUAUUCUCACCACUCUCUCUCUCAGCGCCGCCAUGGACGAUCCACCGUUGCAGAAGAUCUCGAUUUCCGGCCCCACACUUGCCUCCCUCAUCCAGCGCUUCUCCACUUCCCCCUCCGCCAUCCAAGGCCUCCUCUUCGGCCACGUCACCCACCUUCCCACCACACCCUCCGACGACUCUUCCCCCGCCGUCCCCACCCUCCUCGCCACCGUCACCGGCUUCCUCUGCUCCCCCUCCUUCUAUGAAUCCUCCGGCGCUGUCAUCCCCUCCGCCCUCCACCCUCACUCCUCCGUCCUAGGGUGGUUCUCCGCUCGCCGCCGAUCCGCCCUCCGCCCCUCCUUGCGCGAGUUCUCCGUCACCUCCUCCCUCUCGUCUCUCUCUCAAUUCUCUACCUCAAUCGAUAACUCAAACCCAAACCUAAAGUCAAAUUCCCCCGAACAACCUUCUCUCUUCCCUCCCUGCGUCUUCCUCCUCCUAGCUUCCCCUCCCUUCGACAACGCGCCCUCCUCGCACGUGCACACGCACGAGUACCGCGCCUUCCAGUUCCGCACCGGGGACCAGUGGUUCGAGCCCCGCUCCCUCGACGUCGUCAACAUCGGCCCUACCUUCCGCGGCCACUACGGUGCUUUCAGCCCCACCUCGAGUCUCCCCGCACUCGACUGCGGGCUCCGUGGCUCCCCGAUGGAUGAAGGUGGCGACGAGAGGCUCGCCCGGAUGAAGCAGGCCGCCAAUGACCAAAGGGAGCUCGACGGGUGUGUCGAGGGGUUUGAGGUUGGGAAGUUGGGCAGAAUGGUCGGGUCUGAUGCUAGGAGCUACACCGAGGGUUUGGAGGAGUUGUAUAAGAAAAUGCUUGUUAAGAUUCAGAAUUUGACUAGCUUGGUGGACGAGAGUUCUGCUAUGGUUCUUGAGCAGGAAAAUCAUAAUAGGAAGUUAAAACACAAAAUUUUUAGAUCUGCUGCCUCAGAAUAACUUCUUGUGUCAAAUCUGGUGAUCCCUUCUUGUUUUGUUCAGAGAAGACUGGCUAUGGACAUUUCAGCGUUCUGUGCUUGAUCUGGAUCAACAAUUUCUUCUAGUCACUUCAAAAAUUAGUUUGCUGGUGGACCUUUUGGUGGUCAUGUGGUAUAUGCAGUCCAGCUGUUGUAGAUGAUGUAAUUUGCUUUUUGAUGACUCUUCAAGCUGAAGAAGGUAGUAAUUGUGCAGAGCAGUUUUGAAUGAUGUGAUCUUUCUUCAUAUAAGAACAAUUAGAUAUUUUUCAUGUAGGGAUAUAUGCCAGCCCUAUUCUGUAUCUUUUUUUCAGCUUUAGUUGUUGCAAUGUGUGUUCACAAGGUCACUUUACAAGAGAGAAAUGAAAUCAACAUGCGUUGCGAUAUUGUUAAUA